ACUUCCCCUCACUUUCCCGCCCUCAUCAUCUUGACUGGCUAUAUCCUUCCCCCUCACAUCCUUGACACCCCCUCGGACGCCCUUCAACAUUCGAUACAUGGCCGCAACAUCAAGCAAGGGACCUGUCAUCGUUAUCACUGGCACUCCAGGGACCGGCAAAACUACAACAUCCCAGCUCCUCGCGCAAGAAUCCCCCGUACCGCUCAAGCACAUCAAUGUCGGGGACUUUGUGAAGGAGAACAACUUGUAUGAGGAGUACGAUGAGGAGUGGCAGAGUUACCUGCCGGACGAGGAUCGGUUACUGGACGCGCUCGAACCCAUCGUCGCAGAGGGCGGGGUCAUUCUUGACUGGCAUUCCUGCGAAGCGUAUCCAGAGCGAUGGGCAGACCUCGUAGUCGUCCUCACUUGCGACCACUCCAAGCUUUGGGAACGGUUGGAAAAGCGAAAUUACCCCCUCAAGAAGAUUCAAGAGAACAAUGAGGCCGAAAUCAUGCAGACCGUGCUCCAAGAAGCGCGCGACUCAUACCCGCCAGAGAUCGUCGUCGAGCUGCAGAGCGAGACCACGGAUGACAUGGAGUCGAACGUCUCGCGCAUCAUCCAGUGGAUAGAGGCGUGGCAGAGCAAUAAGGCGCAGGCGACAUAGCAUUAGUCGAUGGGUAGUAGUACAGGUAAUGGGACAGGAUUAUACGCGCAAGG
Molecule: messenger RNA, 696 nt
Organism: Schizophyllum commune H4-8
Lineage: Eukaryota; Fungi; Basidiomycota; Agaricomycetes; Agaricales; Schizophyllaceae
Product: P-loop containing nucleoside triphosphate hydrolase protein
Exons: 3
Coding region: 98-643 (181 amino acids)
Cellular component (GO): nucleus; cytoplasm
Molecular function (GO): AMP kinase activity; ATP hydrolysis activity; ATP binding
Source: RefSeq, a predicted model, not a curated record